This is a messenger RNA of Erythranthe guttata (spotted monkey flower), 1536 nucleotides long. RefSeq names its product polynucleotide 5'-hydroxyl-kinase NOL9. Gene Ontology annotation, molecular function: polynucleotide 5'-hydroxyl-kinase activity. The record is from RefSeq and is a predicted model, not a curated record. Gene Ontology annotation, biological process: cleavage in ITS2 between 5.8S rRNA and LSU-rRNA of tricistronic rRNA transcript (SSU-rRNA, 5.8S rRNA, LSU-rRNA). NCBI's taxonomy places the organism in Eukaryota, Viridiplantae, Streptophyta, Magnoliopsida, Lamiales, Phrymaceae. Gene Ontology annotation, cellular component: nucleus.
GUACAGACUACAGAAGACACGCCAUCGGCAUGUCAAAGCUUCAUCAACUCUUAAACGCUUUAAAACACACUGAAAAAUGUCACACAGACCGAUUGAAAUUGAAAAGGAAGAGAAGAAGAAGAAGAAGAUCAUCUGAAAAUGGCGCCAGAUUCAGAAAGCGAUCGUUCAUCACCAGACAUCUUCAUACCUGACGAAUGGUCUAACACAGCCGACGCCAUAGCCAAUUGCUCCGUUGAUUCGCCAAUUGCUUUUGUAUGUGGCCCGAAAAAUAGCGGGAAAACCACCUUCUCUCGUCACCUACUCAAUGUUCUUCUCCAGAGGCACAAAAAAGUGGCGUACCUCGACACUGAUGUUGGGCAGACGGAGUUUACUCCACCUGGUCUGCUAUCACUAACUAUUGUCGACAAGAUAACGCCAGAUUUGACUAUUCCAUGCUUGAAAACACCCGAGAGAUGCUUUUUCUUUGGCGACAUCUCCUCAAAAAGGGACCCCGUUAUCUAUUUGUCUUACAUAUCGGCCCUCUAUGACCACUAUCUGAAAGAAUAUUGCACUGAUAACAAGACGAAAUUCCAGGGUACUACUACGAGCUUGCCACUUGUCAUAAAUACCCCUGGCUGGGUAAAAGGUAUUGGCUAUGAACUACUGGUCGGCAUGCUAAAACAUAUGUCUCCUACACACGUGGUCAAGAUUCGGAUAUCCUCUGAAAGCAAGAACUUGCCUCGGGGGGCAUUUUGGUCAAAUGAGGUGAAUAAUGAUUCUGUGUGCGUCAUCGAGAUCAAUGCUGCUCGUCAGGACCAUUUAAAGAGAUCGGUGCUGGUACAAAAGGAUGCACGACUUUUACGAGAUAUGCGUCUAAUGUCUUACUUCAGACAAUGCUUACCUAGCGAUAUGACUAUCUCCACGCUGAAGGAACUUACUCGUGAAUUAUGUGCUCUCCAUCCUUAUGAAGUUAAGAUAUCGAAUGUCGAAAUUAAGCACCUUCACAGCCAGGUACCGGUGUCUGAAAUAUUCGGCAGUUUGAAUGCAACUAUCGUUGGACUGGCAGUCAGUUCAGUGUCUGAGAAAUGGCCUCAAUGUGUCGGUUUGGGGAUUGUGAGAGCUGUAAACGGCCCUUCCAAAGGGGUAAUCUAUGUUUUAACUCCGGUUCCACAGAAGGUUCUAGAAGAUGUGGACCUAUUACUCAUGGGAUCUAUUCAAACUCCUACUGCUCUACUGCUGGCACCGGGUUGUGUUUCUCCGUACAUGUCGGCAAAUGUAGUCCCUUAUAUUUAAGAGAUUGAAGUGAUGAGCAUUUUCCGUUUCUUGAAAUUGAGGAUAUUAACCGGUUUCUGGUACUUACUAAUAUGCUACAUUUUAUUGCAUUUUAAUGGUUAGAAAAGAUAAUAUACUAUUUGAUUUGCAUAUGUUUAUGCAUUUUAAACGUAUUAAUAUGUUAUGGAGAAAGACUUUUGACAAUGUGCAUUAUGUGAGGAACAACUAAUUUUAUGUAGUACUUGUGUUGUAACCUAUUUUAUGUGAGAAGAUUAUUGUUACUAU